ACCGAGGAGACCAACGACUUCACCCUUCCGUUUUUUCCCUCCUGUCAAGAAAGAAGCACCUGCCGCGCUCGGCCCGGUACAUCUACAGAUUCUACAAAAAGGGAAUCAACAUCUUUUGAUUGUCAUUUGCUCCUAAUCAUCAUGUCCAAGGAAGUCGCGGUCGUGAAGAAGGGGUCGGAGGAGGAUGAGUACACCAUCAAGCCCCAGGCCACCACGCCUGCUCUUGACACGAGCUCGUGGCCGCUCCUGCUCAAGAACUAUGACAAGCUCCUCGUGCGAACUGGUCACUUCACCCCGAUCCCCAAUGGAUGCUCGCCUCUGAAGCGCGACCUCAAGCAGUACAUCAGCUCUGGUGUCAUCAACCUCGACAAGCCUUCUAACCCUUCCUCUCACGAGGUUGUCGCUUGGGUCAAGCGCAUUCUCCGAUGUGAAAAGACUGGUCACAGUGGUACUCUCGAUCCCAAGGUCACGGGCUGCCUGAUUGUCUGCGUUGACCGCGCUACCCGUCUCGUCAAGUCCCAACAAGGUGCCGGAAAGGAGUACGUGGCUGUCAUCCGCCUCCACGACAAGCUGCCCGGUGGCCAGGCUCAGUUCGCUCGCGCUCUCGAGACUCUCACCGGUGCGCUGUUCCAGCGUCCCCCCUUGAUCUCUGCCGUCAAGCGUCAGCUCCGUAUCCGAACCAUCCACGAGAGCAAGCUCAUCGAGUUCGACAAUGACCGACACCUGGGUGUCUUCUGGGUCAGCUGCGAGGCCGGUACCUAUAUCCGAACCCUCUGCGUCCACCUGGGUCUCCUUCUCGGUGUCGGCGGCCACAUGCAGGAGCUUCGACGUGUUCGCAGUGGUGCCAUGGACGAGACCAAGGGUCUGGUCACCCUCCACGAUGUUCUCGAUGCUCAGUGGCAGAUGGAUAACACCCGCGAUGAGUCGUACCUGCGCAAGGUCAUCUCGCCUCUUGAGACUCUCCUGACCUCCUACAAGCGUCUGGUCGUCAAGGACAGCGCCGUCAACGCUGUGUGCUACGGUGCUAAGCUGAUGCUUCCCGGUCUUCUGCGAUACGAGGCUGCCAUUGAGCACCACGAGGAGGUCGUCCUCAUGACCACCAAGGGUGAGGCCAUUGCUCUGGGUAUUGCUCAGAUGUCCACUGUCGAGAUGUCGACCUGCGACCACGGUGUCGUUGCCAAGGUCAAGCGAUGCAUCAUGGAGCGCGACCUGUACCCCCGCCGAUGGGGUCUCGGCCCUGUUGCCCUUGAGAAGAAGAAGCUCAAGGCCGACGGCAAGCUCGACAAGUUCGGCCGCCCCAACGAUGCCACUCCUGCCAAGUGGACUUCUGAGUACAAGGACUUUAGCGGGAACGACGCCUCCGCUGCUGCUGCCGCCGCCGCUCCUGCUACUCCCGCUAAGGAGAGCGAGGAUACCCCCAUGGCUGAGGCCGCUGCCUCGUCGCCUGCUGCUGAGGACAGCAAGGACAAGAAGCGUAAGAAGCACGAGGGUGAGACGGCAGAGGAGAAGGCUGAGCGGAAACGACGAAAGGCGGAGAAGAAGGCCGCCAAGGCUGCUAAGAAGGCUUCCAAGGGCGAGGCGAUGGAUGAUGACAGCGAUUAAAGGGAUCCUGACCCUGGUCCUGGACAUGGGGACGGACCUGAGCCUGAGCCUGAGCCUGAAGCUGAACCCUCACCCUCAUCCGGAUCUUGAUACCCGAGAAGCAGGGUCCGGGCUGUUGAUAUGGGGCGGUCUGAAAGCUGUACCAUACUGUCUGCCGUGUUUGCUGCUGGAGUGUUUCUUGUUUGAACUGUUUUGUCGUUCUGGGGACUUGGCGUUUGGUUCGAAAAUCCUGGUUGGAGUAGAUGAAAGGCCAUCAAUACAAAGGAUGAUCAAAGC
Fusarium vanettenii 77-13-4 is the source of this 1878-nucleotide messenger RNA. RefSeq lists its product as uncharacterized. Gene Ontology annotation, cellular component: box H/ACA snoRNP complex. The transcript is spliced from 4 exons. NCBI's taxonomy places the organism in Eukaryota, Fungi, Ascomycota, Sordariomycetes, Hypocreales, Nectriaceae. Gene Ontology annotation, molecular function: pseudouridine synthase activity; RNA binding. The coding region runs from base 142 to 1602 and encodes 486 amino acids. Gene Ontology annotation, biological process: mRNA pseudouridine synthesis; box H/ACA sno(s)RNA 3'-end processing; snRNA pseudouridine synthesis. The record is from RefSeq and is a predicted model, not a curated record.